Molecule: messenger RNA, 2171 nt
Organism: Mercenaria mercenaria
Lineage: Eukaryota; Metazoa; Mollusca; Bivalvia; Venerida; Veneridae
Product: AP-1 complex subunit sigma-2
Exons: 6
Coding region: 95-568 (157 amino acids)
Biological process (GO): vesicle-mediated transport; intracellular protein transport
Cellular component (GO): membrane coat; intracellular membrane-bounded organelle; AP-1 adaptor complex
Molecular function (GO): clathrin-cargo adaptor activity
Source: RefSeq, a predicted model, not a curated record
UACGAUUAAUAAUUUUUAUGCAAGCAGGAAGUGAGGUGGGGACAAACAACAAAAUCAAUAUUUUUCUUUAUUUUUCUGUCAACAAUCUGUCAAAAUGAUGCAGUUUAUGCUGCUAUUUAGCCGGCAAGGGAAAUUGCGGCUACAGAAAUGGUAUGUUGCGCACCAAGAUAAAUUGAAGAAAAAGAUUACCAGAGAGCUUGUCACACUAGUUCUGUCAAGGAAACCAAAGAUGUGUAGCUUUCUAGAGUGGAAGGAUCUCAAAGUAGUUUAUAAAAGAUAUGCAAGUCUGUAUUUUUGCUGUGCUAUUGAACACGAAGACAAUGAGUUACUUACCUUGGAAAUCAUCCAUAGAUAUGUAGAACUACUGGAUAAAUACUUUGGAAGUGUAUGUGAACUAGACAUUAUUUUCAAUUUUGAGAAAGCUUACUUCAUGUUAGAUGAACUGUUACUUGGCGGGGAGGUUCAGGAGACCAGCAAGAAGAACGUACUCAAGGCUAUAGCAGCUCAAGAUUUAUUACAAGAGGAGGAAGCUUUAGAAACUGCUCUUACAGAAUAUGGUCUAACAUAGCAGUUCACUGGCUUAAGGUGCUGACUUGGGGAUGUUUUAUCUUAGAAUCUGAGGAGCCAAAGAGUUUCCUGGAGGAACUGGGGAUAACUACUGGAAGCUAGUGUUGUGUUAAUCAGUUUGUUACAUUGAUCAAUUAUUCAUCACUUAUUUUAAGUCAAUUUAUACAUAUUUUUAGCUCACCUGUCAUGUAGUGACAAGGUGAGCUUUUGUGAUUGCCCUUUGUCCAUCUGUUGUCUGUUCACAAUUUCUUGUGAACAUGAUAGAGACCACAUUUUGCAAUCAAUUUUAAUCAAACCUGCACACAUCUUGUAUUGGCAUAAUAUCUUGGUUCUUUUCGAAACUGGCCAGAUCCCAUCAUGGGUUCCAGAGUUAUGACUCCUUAAAGGGCCAAAAUUUGCUCUUUUGGCUUGUGAACAUGACAGAAACUGCAUUUUGCAAUGGAUUUUAAACAAACUUGCACACAACUUGUAUUGGCAUAAUAUGUCAGUUCCGUUCGAAAACUAGCCAGAUCCAACCAUGUGUUCCAGAGUUAUGACCCCUUGAAGGACCAGAAUUUGCUAUUUUGGCUUUUGCAGCUAUAUAGAUACAAACUUGCAAAAUAUCUUUAACAACAAUAGAUCUUGAAUUCCAUGAUGAAUCCAUGAGAUCCAGUCAUAAGUUUUGGAGUUACGGCCUCUGAUUGAACCCUGAAAGAGUCAGAAUUUGUUAAUUUCUACCAUGUUAACACCUUAGAAGUGACAUUUUACAUUAAAUUUUAAUCACACUUACACACAACUUUAGUCACAGUAAGAUCUUGGUUCUUUUCGAAAACCAGCUAGAUUCCAUCAUGGAUUCUAGAGUUACUGCCUUCGAAAGGGGUUCAGGCAAAAUUUUCUAUUUUGGCCCUUUCAGAAUGUUUAUCUUGAUUUAUAGGCCAAGUUCGAAACUGGGUCAUAAGGGGUCAAAAACUAAUCACCAGGUCAAAUCAAAGGAAAAGCUUGUUAACACCCUAGUGGCCACAUUUAUGGCCAUUUCUUCAUGAAACUUGGCCUGAAAGUUUAUCUUGAUGAUCCCUUGGCUAUAUUCGAAAUUUGGUCAUGUGGAAUCAAAAACUAGGUCACCCACUCAAAUCAAUGGGAAAGCUUGUUAACACUCUAGAGGCCGCUUUUAUGACCCUAUCUUCAUGAAACUUGGUCAGAAUGUUUAUCUUGAUGAUUCCAAGGCCAAGUUUAACAGGUGAGUGAUAUAAGGUCAUUAUGACCUUCUUGAUGUGGGUAAUAUCAUUAGAUUUGUUAAAAUUUCAAAUGUGAAAGAUUUUAUGCAAUAAUUCAUGAAUGUCGAACAAAUGUCAUGUAAAAAUUUAAAUAGUUGCUAUUCUAAAGGUUGUUAUAUGUACAUGAAGUCCCAAUCCAAGACUCUAGUUACCUUCUCUGAUGGCCUGUGCACACAUUGAAAUGAAAUUUAAACUUACAAUUAUGUCACUAGCUGGACUAAUGAACAUGCAUGUGUAUAAAAAAGUAUUAUUACAUGACUGUAUUCUAUUGUUUCUCUGAUUGGCUGAAAACGGUUCUAAAAGUAAUGAGUACAUAUCAUAUCAACUUAUCUUGGGUUAUAAAUAGUACGA